Messenger RNA from Prunus dulcis (almond), 913 nucleotides. RefSeq lists its product as uncharacterized. Bases 245 to 544 code for a protein of 99 amino acids. The record is from RefSeq and is a predicted model, not a curated record. Gene Ontology annotation, biological process: developmental process. The transcript is spliced from 3 exons. Lineage: Eukaryota; Viridiplantae; Streptophyta; Magnoliopsida; Rosales; Rosaceae.
UAAUUUAUCGUCCAUCCCUCCUCAUGAUUUUCUUUUGUUUUAACCCAUCAGUCGUUUCAACAUCUUUGGCUUUCUUGAUCCCAACUCUGCGUUUUCUUAUGAUCUAGCAGCUGCUUGCCUCUCACUCUUCCCCUUCUUCCUGCAACAAGUUGAGCUAGCCAGCCUCUUUCUGCGUUAUUAGAGGAAAAUAUUUAGUGUUAUAUAUUGGGAUAUAUAUAUUAACAAAGAAAAGUACUACGAGAAGAUGGGCGAUUCCUCUGCUUCAUACAUCCACAUGGUGCACCAUUUAAUCGAGGAGUGCAUCAUAUUCAACAUGAGCAAAGAAGAGUGCAUGGAAGCCCUCUCUAAGCAUGCAAACAUCAAACCCAUCAUUACCUCAACAGUGUGGAAGGAGUUGGAGAAGGAGAACAAGGAGUUCUUUGAGGCAUACACAAAGAACAGGGAAACUAGAGCCUCUGAGAUGGAGAUCACAAAGCAAAGGAUCGAGAAGAUGCUUUUAGAUCUUUCGCAAAAAGACAGCUCCGACGACGAUGAUCAGAAGUAGUUUGAUUUUUCAUUCAAGACAACAACCGAUAAGAUGGCCCUUUUGGCUUUAAUUGCUAGGCAAUACCUAUUCCUCUCUAUGCAAACACCAGCGUAAAGGCCGCCAAAAAAAAAGACAGCAAAUAACGACAUGUAAUACGGACGGCAGAUACGACGUCGUCCAGCAGUCAUCAAUAGUAGUUGGGAAGUGUGAUUUGUAAACCUGCUUGGUUCGUUGGGUGGCUGGGGUGGGUUGGCGUACACGUGGCAGAGCCCGCUGUGCUCCAUUGGCCACCCUUGUGUGUGUGUGUGUGUGUGGCAUUGCAGAUGCUUUGGACUGUUUUGUAAAUUUACUUGUCCAGCCUUUAUUUAUUAUCUUCAUAAUCAAUUC